CCACAAACCAUCACAGAUAUACCACAACAGUCUACCACCAUUUUCCCCUUUCACGUUAUCAAAACCCAACACCUCCACAACAAUGGCGGUUUCAUCUUCAUCACUCAUCCUCUCUCCACCAUCACUCACCAAAUCACACCUCACCUCUCUUUCUCUCUCAUGGAAACAACUUCCUCGAAACCUCUCUCUUCCACGUCACCACCGCCGCCGUGCGCCACCAAUUUUCGCCGUCGUCGUCUCCAUGAACUCCAAACCUACAAUUCUCGUCGCCGAAAAACUCGGUGACGCAGGCCUCGAUCUGUUAAAAUCAUUCGCAAACGUUGAUUGUUCGUAUAACUUGAGUCCUGAAGAACUCUGCACGAAGAUAUCGCUCUGUGACGCGUUGAUUGUACGGAGCGGGACUAAGGUGAGCCGCGAGGUGUUUGAAUCGUCCGGUGGCCGGCUUAAGGUCGUUGGACGCGCCGGCGUUGGUAUUGAUAAUGUGGAUCUGGCUGCGGCGACGGAGCAUGGUUGUCUUGUGGUUAAUGCGCCCACGGCUAAUACGGUUGCGGCUGCGGAGCAUGGGAUUGCUCUUCUUACUGCUAUGGCUCGGAAUGUUGCUCAGGCGGACGCCUCUAUUAAAGCCGGAAAAUGGCAGAGGAACAAAUAUGUGGGCGUGUCACUUGUUGGCAAGACUCUUGCAGUGAUGGGUUUUGGGAAAGUUGGUACCGAAGUUGCAAGGCGUGCAAAGGGGCUCGGUAUGAAUAUAAUUGCACACGAUCCGUAUGCUCCAGCAGAUCGUGCUCAUGCAAUUGGUGUGGAUUUAGUAAGUUUUGAUGAAGCUAUUGCAACCGCUGAUUUCAUCACACUUCACAUGCCUCUCACUCCUGCUACAUCAAAGAUAUUGAAUGAUGAAAACUUUGCAAAGAUGAAAAAAGGUGUUAGAAUAGUAAACGUCGCUCGUGGUGGAGUGAUAGAUGAAGAUGCUUUGGUUAGAGCAUUAGAUGCUGGCAUUGUAGCACAGGCUGCACUUGAUGUAUUCACCGUAGAACCUCCACCGAAGGAUAGCAAGUUGGUUAAUCAUGAAAAUGUCACUGUCACUCCUCAUCUUGGUGCUAGCACCACAGAAGCUCAGGAAGGAGUGGCUAUUGAAAUUGCUGAAGCUGUCGUUGGAGCAUUAAGAGGCGAGCUUGCUGCUACUGCAGUAAAUGCUCCCAUGGUUCCUUCUGAGGUACUUAUAGAACUGAAACCUUAUGUUACACUGGCGGAAAAACUAGGGCGUUUGGCUGUACAGUUAGUAGCAGGAGGAAGUGGUGUAAAAACCGUAAAAGUCACAUACACAUCAGCCCGAGCUCCCGAUGACCUGGACACUAGACUACUUCGUGCGAUGGUCACUAAAGGUCUAAUUGAGCCUAUUUCUAGUGUAUUCGUUAACUUAGUAAAUGCAGAUUUCACAGCCAAACAAAGAGGAAUACGGAUCAGUGAAGAACGGGUCAUCUUAGACGGGUCCCCCCAGAAGCCACUCGAGGCCAUUCGGGUCCAGAUUGCUAAUGUCGAGUCUAGAUUCGCGAGUGCAAUUUCUGAACUGGGAGAGAUAAAAGUUGAGGGUCAGGUCAAAGAUGGGAUUCCUCGUUUGACUAAAGUUGGAGAUUUUGGAGUUGAUGUGAGUUUGGAAGGAAAUAUUAUACUUUGCAGGCAGGUUGACCAGCCGGGUAUGAUCGGAUUGGUUGGAAGCAUAUUGGGAGAAGAGAACGUGAAUGUGAGUUUCAUGAGCGUGGGUAGGACCGUCCCGAGAAAGCAAGCUAUUAUGACGAUUGGUGUUGAUGAGAAACCGAGCAAAGAGGCAUUGAAGAAGAUUGGAGAUAUUCCAGCUGUUGAGGAGUUUGUGUUUCUUGCUUUGUAAGGGGGACUGGCUGAACUCAUUUUUUGGGUAGUAGCAAGACGAUAAUAGACGCUAGGGAGGUGGUGAGAUGGUCACGUCAGUCGGGUUGGCUCAAUUCUUUGGUACAACUGAUACCAAUCGAGUAAUUAGGUUGAAUCACAAGCAUAUUUUUCUGUCUAUUUCAAACAUUUAAUUUUUUCUCUUUAUUUCUGAAUUCUGAACACCUUUUUGUUUUCUUCUAUUGCGAAAAAUUGGAUUUUAAUA
Helianthus annuus (common sunflower) is the source of this 2125-nucleotide messenger RNA. RefSeq names its product D-3-phosphoglycerate dehydrogenase 1, chloroplastic. NCBI's taxonomy places the organism in Eukaryota, Viridiplantae, Streptophyta, Magnoliopsida, Asterales, Asteraceae. Bases 83 to 1882 code for a protein of 599 amino acids. Gene Ontology annotation, cellular component: chloroplast stroma. Gene Ontology annotation, molecular function: phosphoglycerate dehydrogenase activity; NAD binding. The record is from RefSeq and is a predicted model, not a curated record. Gene Ontology annotation, biological process: L-serine biosynthetic process. The transcript is spliced from 6 exons.